AUGAUGGGUGAUAAGAAGCGGUUUCCUUCCCGAUAUGAUUUCAGUGAUUCCGAUACAUCUGACGACGAAAUUACGCCGCCGUCUAUUGCCGUCAAAUCGCCUGCGAAGCACAUUGCUCCGGAAUCAUCGAACAUGUCGAUGAGUAGGAAGAAGCGUAAGGCUACACAGGCAAAUUAUUUGGGUCUAAGUCCAAAGAUGAUCUGGAGUGAAAGUGACGAGCUAAGCAUACUAAAGGGCAUUGUUGACUACCGGAACGAGACAGGAAUGGACUACAUUUCUGAUUCUGGUGCAUUUUUCGAUUAUCUCAAAGAUGAGGUUCAGGCAGGGACAAACGGUGAACCCAGUGGAUCAGGGAAAGACGACUCCUGUGACGUCAAAUUUCCUUAUGAAAAAGUUGACAAGUGUGUGGAGAACGAGGCUGGUGAAAAGGAGAGUGAGGAAGAUGAAGCACUGACAAACGGCAAUCCUGAGGAGAAUGAUGACGACAAACUGCCUAGUGACAAUGUUGACAAACACAUGGACAACGAAACUGGCGGGAAGGGGAAUGAAGAAGAUGGUGCUGAAGAUGAGGUGUGUGCUCUAAAGGACGCACUUGAGACGACAAUGUUUCAGCAUUCAAGUAGGUAUGCAGAGAAAAUGAUGCUUCAGAAGUUGAGGACCCUUGGGAGUAAGGAAAGGAAAGAGCUGAGCGAUGAAUGGAAGGCAUUGCUUGUUCAAGAGUUGCAAUUGAAGAGCAAGAAACAAAGUUUCGCCGGCAAACUCGCAAAUGCAGCAUUGGAAUGA
This is a messenger RNA of Arabis nemorensis, 783 nucleotides long. The record is from the annotation of a GenBank genome assembly. NCBI's taxonomy places the organism in Eukaryota, Viridiplantae, Streptophyta, Magnoliopsida, Brassicales, Brassicaceae.